UUACUUAACGAAAAAAAACCUGCUGUCCUUGAACAAGAAAAGCCUACUGAUGAGGAAGAAAAAUUAUCGCCACCGAAACUAGAAGAUGAAGAAGAGCAACCAGAAAGCGACAACGACGAGGGGGGGGGGGAUGAAAAUGACGAAAUUGCUGAAAAACUUGUCCCCGAGCAAACCCCAAUAAAUACUGGCGCUAAGGAAACCAGCGAAGAAAAAGACGAUGACUUAUUCACUGCCCAAAAAUUUGCCCGCCGAAAAGUUAAACAAUUGCUGAAAAAACACUCUUUAACCCACCAAGAUUUGUCCCCAGAAUACCAAAACUGGUGGGAGCAAAUUCAAAAACUAAAUUCAAAGCAAGCCAUUAAUCAGUUUCUCCAACAAAUGGAGGCCGCCAUAAACAAAAAAGCCCAAACUCUCAACCAAACUGCUCCUCAUUCCCCCGCGGGUAAAAAUGAUUAUCAUCUGCUUUGGCUUGGCUUAGGAGCAAUUGUCUUGUCGGCGGGAGGACUAAUUAUUUUGUUUACUUCCUCUUGGCAAAAAAGAAAAAUUAGUAAAAACUAA
Entrophospora sp. SA101 is the source of this 558-nucleotide messenger RNA. Lineage: Eukaryota; Fungi; Glomeromycota; Glomeromycetes; Entrophosporales; Entrophosporaceae. The record is from the annotation of a GenBank genome assembly.